GUUCAAGCCGUGGGUGCCAACGCUCUGCGUGGAGGGCACGACGGCCAACAACUGGAGGCAGGCGCUCAAGCGCGUGGGCAGUUACUUGGGUCUCUCCUUCCACAAGCAGGCCUUUGAGACCUCCACGAGGUCGUCUUGUUCGGACGGGGAUGCAUCUAUCGCCAGGGCUGAGCGGGCGGAGCACGUCGAGAGCGGCGAGAGGCAGCUCAGGACCACAUGCGCAUUGCACAGGCUGGCAACGACGCGCGAGGAAGCGCUCGGCAUCCUGGCAAAGACAGUGCAGUGGGUGAAGCACGGGAUCCUCGUCCUCUACGCGAAGAUGGUCGGCGAGAGCUUCGUCAGGGACAGGCGCCCGUCGGAGUCGCAGCGCGCGAAGAACAUUGAGCUCAUGAGUUACUUCGUCCACGAAGGGUCUCGGCAGGACAGCGUCGCGGCUGCAGUCAUCGUGGAGUGCUUGCCUGGCGAUUGGACCCGCACGGGCGUCAUCGAGCUUUUUCCCAGGGAGGACGAGACCAACGCGCAGCAUGCAGCAAAGGUCGUCAGGUCGUUGGUGAAGCACAUGCUCGGUGGCCUCCCGACCAGCUUCCCGUCGAACAAGUGGCAGCGAGUACAGGAUGCGCCCAACUGGUUCGGGAGGCUCAUUGCCCCCCACGGUCUGCUAGUAGACGUGUGGGAGAGGUUCUGCCAGAUCCGCGGCGACCUCGUUGCCGCAGCCGCAGCGGCUACAGGUGGGCCGCCCGCGCUGGGCGCAGCGAUCGAGGACGGCGACGACAGCGCGGAGGAGGGGGCGGAGGGCAGCGACGGGGACAGGGAGGACACGGGCGUGCCGAUGGACGGGGCCGCCCGCCCUGAGGCGCCGCGCCAGUCCACCGCUGAGAAGUCGGAGAUCGAAGAGAAGCGAAAGGAGCAAGCUGCAUGGCGAAGGACUGUACGGACAACCAUGAGCGCUGGCCGUAGCGAAGUCUUGUGCCAACUGAUGUGCUUGUCGAGGUGCAUCAAGCCCCACGUGAAGAUCAUGGAGAGCAACUUCUGGCGCUCAGGGCAGAAGUACGAGAAGAGGCAGCAAGCAGAACAUCUUCGUCAACGGCAGCUCGGUGCAACAUGGGCGCCUGGAGAUCCACCUCUACGCCGCUACCGAUUGGCUGAUGCGUAUCUCGGCGAGUUCGAGCAGACGUUCAUCCAGGACAGCUUCGACUUGAUGGGUUCUUCCUGGGCAUUCGUCGGCGCGCUGGAGUGCACCCACGAGAGGCAGACGUCGCUCUUCAGGACGUUGGCGAAAGGUGUCGUGCGGGUGAAGCGCUUGCAGGUGACGCACAGCAACUACCCGUUCAAGCUGCUCGCGACCCCCUGGUUGCCAGAGUUGCGGGGGGAGGUGGAAGCCGACAGCACCUGCCCCAGGCGCAUGGACAUGUGGAGCGCUGAGUUCAUGUCGGUGCACACGGACUUGUCAUCUCGCGACGCUCAGGUCGCUCUUAUCGCAGCCAAUGUCAAUGGGCGCGAGGAGACGCUGGAGGUAGAGAAGCGGAACGGCACGUUUCGCAGAUUCUUGGUGGAAGCAGACAACAUGCGACGAGCUUGUGAUUUGAAGUCGUUGAACGCCUACCUGGUUGGUGAGCACGUCCGCGGGGAGGAUUCUCGCGGAGCCCAGGAGGAGAAGCGUCGAGCCCGCUUGGAUUCCCAGGGGCGCAAGGCAUCGAAGGCCUCGCGCCAGCGGACGCUGUGCGAGUGGGACGUGUUCCGCUCGUCCAGGAUGUCAGGUGCAUCGGCGGGCCAGCCCGCCAUGGCCGAGCUCUCGGCCGAGUUUCGGGCCAUCAAGCAGGACCCGUUGCAGUGGGCAAGCUUGCAGGCAGAGGUUGCGCGGGCACAGGAGAUCGUGCCUUCGAUGGCCAAGUGGUCUACUUCGUGGCAGCAGGUCCCAUGCGGCACAACGGAGUCGGACUUCGUGCAUUACGAGUGCAGCAUCCCUGGCACUGCAGAUUACGCCAAGGCGAUCGCCUCGCUCUACUCGCGCGGGUCGCCUGAUCUUGCGCGAGCCCAUCGAGGGGUUCACGAGUUGUGGAACCACGCUGCUUCCAUGAUACCUGCAGCCGUGGACGACGUCGUUGAUGGGCCGAUCACGGAUCCUGUGCCUGCUAAAUUGCGCCUGUGCUUUCUGGCGAAUAGGGACUUCGCGGACGGCCGCAAGGAGUCUACGUUGAGGCUCAUCGGCGAGGUCGUCCCCAACAAGGUCGAGAUCCGCGUGCGCAGGUUGCAGCUCGACGCCAUCCACAGGUCUCGCCAGGGGAGAGAGCCAGUGCCCUUGCUGGACGAGGACGCGCCCACCGUGGAGAAGCUGAUCGGCGACGCCCUUGCUGAGCCCGAAGGCGUCGCAGAGGAGGGCGGAGGCGGGGCGUCAGGCGAGGCUCGGCGGGGCUUGUUCCCGAAGAUCCACCACUCCUACUUCGACGGGCGGGAGAGCUACAUCCGCCUGUCCACGACGAAGGGCAAGGAGGGGAAGGACAUGAGGGGCGUCUGCGCACGCCAUGGCUGCGCGAUGUCCAGGACGUGCCGCAUCAAUCGCCCCAUCGGCGAGAUCUGGUCGUGGCUCGACUUCGGCAUGGCCCCCGAGUGCGACACGAAGGGGAAGCACAUCAGCUACCGCCCAGACUUGGAGACUCGUCUGGCCGCCAGGGCUCGGUUUCGGGAGCUCGACGGCACGCAGGAGUGGUUCGAAGCCGAGCUCGGCUUCGGUCUCGAGGGCGUCUCCGAGCUGUCGGAGGGAUAG
Molecule: messenger RNA, 2764 nt
Organism: Prorocentrum cordatum
Lineage: Eukaryota; Dinophyceae; Prorocentrales; Prorocentraceae
Source: the annotation of a GenBank genome assembly